AUGGUAGACGGGGAGGACACGACUCCCAAAAAGAGCCACAAUACGAAAAAUACAAGGUUAGUCUCGUCCUUAGUACCAUUUUGUGAAGAUGAACUUUAUCUAUUCAUGGUACCCAAUGUUACCUGUCUUAUAGGACCAGAGGGGAUUGAAAACCAACACGGAUAUACUGAGAAAAUGAUGGAUACUGAACAAUUAAUAGACGAUCCACGCAAAGAGAGUGAGCCUAUUGACAGCAGAGAGGAAGUGCCUCCUCUUCCCGCACACAACAUAGGAGAUGCUUAUGGGACAGCACCUCCACUACAACAGCAAUAUGGUCAACCAGAGUCUCAAUAUGGCCAACCAGGGCCUCCGUAUGGCCAACCAGGCCAGCAAGGGCCUCAAUAUGGCCAACCAGGGUCUCCGUAUGGCCAACCAGGGGCCCAGCAAGGGCCUCAAUAUGGCCAACCAGGGGCUCAACAAGGGUCUCAAUAUGGGAACGCAGCGCAUCAACAAGGCCCACGAUAUGGUCAACACGUACAAGUCAUGAGUGCACCUGCGUACCCAUUGACAAACCAGGCUGUCAUUUCAACUCAACCAACCCAAACAGGGAUGGUUGUCAUCCAGAAUCCUGCACGACCACCAGACUACCUUGUCUGGUCCAUUCUUACUACACUGUUCUGUUCCCCCUGUCUUGGUAUCACAGCUAUUAUAAUGUCUAUUCAAUCAAAAAAUUCUGCCCAGGAAGGAAACAUGGAGGAAGCUAAGAAGAAAAGUGACACUGCGAAAAUGCUCAAUAUUGUUGGUUUAACCCUUGGAAUUGUUGCCCUCAUUGUUGUUUUGGUGAUGAGAUUUAUUGUAGAUGUAAAAUUCUACCACACCUACAAGUACUAAGGGUGAACCCAGGAUCAAACAUUAGGCGAAGCAAAUGAGGCAAAUUUAGUUGGAAAAAAUGUCUUGAUAAGUAUACUUCUGUUAAAAUGUUAGUAAGGCAGUGGCCUCGCCUGCUUAUGCCUGGCUACUCAAGAGUAAGGCCUAGUUUCACCAAUUGGAUUUUCAAACAUACUCUAUUUCCACUUUAUAUAUGUAAUACAAAGGACUAGCUUUGUUUAUAUCAGUAAAGAAAUACAAAAUAGAAGGCUAUACGAUAUUUUCUGUA
Messenger RNA from Owenia fusiformis, 1135 nucleotides. The record is from the annotation of a GenBank genome assembly. NCBI's taxonomy places the organism in Eukaryota, Metazoa, Annelida, Polychaeta, Sabellida, Oweniidae.